Molecule: messenger RNA, 1143 nt
Organism: Cucurbita pepo subsp. pepo (vegetable marrow)
Lineage: Eukaryota; Viridiplantae; Streptophyta; Magnoliopsida; Cucurbitales; Cucurbitaceae
Source: RefSeq, a predicted model, not a curated record
AUGGUUAAGUAUUGGAUGCAUCUAUAAUUAGCCACAAGUAAUGUGUAUUCCUCUAGAAUGUCCAUAAAUUAAUUAGUGAAGGGUGAGAAUACUAAAUACGGUUAACAAGGAGGAGAGGUGGAGGUGGUAAUAGGUAUUGAUGAAGAGAAGAUGGGGCACCACAGCUGCUGCACCAAGGUGAAGGUGAAGAGAGGGCUGUGGUCUCCGGAAGAAGACGAGAAGCUCAUCAAGUGUAUAAGGAAGAUUGAGGGGCAGGCUUGUUGGAGCCGGGUGCCCAAGAUGGCGGGGCUGGACAGAUGUGGGAAGAGCUGCAGGCUGAGGUGGAUUAACUACUUGAGACCUGACCUCAAGAGAGGGUGUUUCAGCGCGGAGGAGGAAAGGACCAUCAUCGACGUCCACCGAAUCCUUGGGAACCGAUGGGCGCAGAUAGCCAAGCAUCUCCCCGGCAGAACCGACAACGAGAUCAAGAACUUCUGGAAUUCCUCCAUCAAGAAGAAGCUGCUUGCUCUUGGCCUUGAUCCCAACACCCACAAUCUCCUCCCUGCGCGCCAUCAACAGCAGCAGCAACAACAACAUCAUGCUGCUGCUGCUGCUGCUGCUGCUAAUCAUAACAAUAAUAAUAAUAUGAAUGCUUAUAACGAUCAUGAUCAAAUAAUAGGCGACGUUGUUAAUGGCAGCUACGUCUAUAACUCCAAUAACUACACCUUGUUGGAGGAGGAGCAGCAGCAGCAGCAGCAGCAGCAGCUUCAAACUGGGUCUUCUUGUUGGGGUGCACCCAUAGUACCGGGCAUGAUGAAUUGGGAAUUGUUUGAGAGUGGAUGUGGAAUAGUAACGGGGUCGUCCGGUAAUAAUAGCUUAGACUGUGAUUUGGAUAUGAUGAUUGAAAGGGAGCGGUUGCGGAGGAUGUGGGAGGAUGAGGAGGCUGAUGUGGGUGCAUUAAUAAUGCCUCUGCCCACUGAAGAGGCUGCGGGAAGUGUAGUGAUGCAAUCGCAACCUCAACCUCAACCUCACAAUAAUCACACUACUACUGCUGCUGCUGCUGCUGCUGCUGCUGAGUUUAAGGAUUUGGAUUUUUAUUUCGGGGAGUCGGCAGUGAUACCAAAUCCAAAUCCAAUCAACUUCAAUUCAAAUUUGCAAAUAUAA